Messenger RNA from Triticum aestivum (bread wheat), 1764 nucleotides. RefSeq lists its product as uncharacterized. Gene Ontology annotation, molecular function: protein binding. Lineage: Eukaryota; Viridiplantae; Streptophyta; Magnoliopsida; Poales; Poaceae. The record is from RefSeq and is a predicted model, not a curated record. Bases 211 to 1647 code for a protein of 478 amino acids. The transcript is spliced from 3 exons.
UUUCAUCUCCGGAUCACGCAAUCUACGAAUAGGGUUUGGAAACCUUCUCCGACUCGUCAGAGGAGGCUACAUCCAACAAAUAGCUCAGCCCAGGCGUCGACUUGACUUGAUUGGAUCGUCGCACGACGGUAGGAGCGUCGUUACAAUAACAAUCUUGCUUGUGAUCUUCGUUGUCGCCCGCAGUUGCCUAGUUUUUGAGAUCGGAUCGCAAUGAACCUCAACAGGGUUGGCUGCCAACUCCGUGAUCUGCGGGAAAUCGACAGGCCAAUCAAGCUGCCAGAUGACGUGCUGCUCAACAUCGUGGAGAGGAUGAGCACGCUCGACGCCAUUAGAACCUGCAUCAUCUCAAAGGAAACACUCAAGCUCCUGACGAUGCUGUCACAGAUCAUCAUCGUCAUUGGCACCACCGAACUGCUCCGAAUCAACGGCGUUGUGGCUGACGUGACCAGCAUGAUCCUGCGAACAAGGGCUCCGCAGAUCCCCAUACGCAACCUGAAGCUCAAGUUCAUCCUGAGAGGCGACGACCAUCUCAAGAUCGGCAGAUCUGUCGCCCUCGCCAUGGUGACGCAGGAGAUUGACGUGGCAGAGUUCGAGAUCCUGACGAACAAGGGUUCUUAUGAUUGCACUCGAGCGGAUCUCCUCUUCUUUGCAACUCAGUUCAAGGCUUUUAUUGGCGAGUGUCCAGAUGCAUUUGGUGGCCUCACACGGUUGCAUCUGCAGAAUCUGAGGUUUGGUGAGUCAGACAUACCAAACAUCCUCAUCACUUGCAAGCGGCUAGAAUCGUUGCAUUUUUUCUUGUGUGAUGCAGGGCCACGUUCAGUACUGAGCGUAGAACACGCUCGACUCAUCGAGCUUGAUAUCACCCAUGGGUAUUUCAGUACAGUAGAGCUUAAGUAUCUACCAAAACUCCAACGGAUGAGCUAUAAUAAUUGGCACUAUGCUAAGAACCCCCUGGUUCUUGGUUUUGUCCCUCAGCUUUCGGAGCUAGGCCUCGCUAAUGCUUAUGUUAAUACAGACAGAACCAUCAGAAUAAGCCAGCUGCUUAUUAAUGGCUCACUGAUACGCAGUAUGUAUUUGGACUUUCGAAGUGGAAAGAUUUGGGUUCAACCAGAAUGCCAGAAGUUGCUUGCGCCAGUGCUUGGCAAUCUACGUCUUGUGAAUCUGGAUAAUCUUCCUGAAGAAUGUGAUAUCGCUUGGACAUUGUUCUUUCUUGAAGCUGCACCGUCCCUAGAGGAGCUUUGCAUCAUAGUAUGGGAUCACAAGUGCCACAUAGAUUCACGACAGAGUUACUCCAAGAAAACGGAUUUGAAGUGGGAACCAUCCACCGCAGAUUUCAAGCACAAGAAUCUGGCCAAGCUUACCAUCCACGGCUUUGAGUCCAACGACAGCUUCACGAGAUAUGUCACGCACGUCAUGAAAGCAGCGGUGAACAUCCGGGUGGUAUCUCUGCACGACAAGAAAGUCUGCAAGCACUGCACUGGUAAAUUCAGUCAUGUCAAGGUUCGCCCUUCGAGCUAUCCACAAACCGAUGAGGAGAAAGACCUUUUGAGUAGGAAGAUUACAGGGUCGUUGGUGGCAACUUCUCAUGCUGUGAUUCAAUUCCGGCCCUCCUGCUAUUAUUCACCUCCAGUCAUGGAGAUUUUGUAAUCUAUGCAUGGCAUCUCCAUGAUCUCUAUUCUUCUAUGUAUGUGGUCAAUAAGAGGCAGUUCCGUUCUCCAGAACUUAGCAGCUACACAUGCAUCUUCUGUUGAAUUAAUUGAAACA